AAUAACGCUGCGAGAUUAAGAUGGUUCUACAUGAGGAAGAUUCGGACGACCUGCUCUCUCGUCUCUUUCGACGCUCUCAUGGGGCCACUUGUCCAACAAAUACUCACUCUUUAUCUUCCAAAAGUCGGCGAGUCGGGAGCGAACUCCAGACUCUUGCUGUGACCAAUCUUUAUGAGUUGAGUCGAGAACUGGACGCUACGGAGCGCGCUCUACAUCCCAAUCAUCCCUCAGUGGCUGAAUUAUCCAAGCCACCGCGUCUGAAUAGCCAAAUGACGCAGUACCCGGCAUGGGAUGAGCUGGACGAGAUUUUCCGAGACCUUCAUGAUGUGUACGACAAAAGUCUGCUAACCUUACGGGAACAAGAGUACGCAGCUGUACUCACUCAAGCUACAGUGAAUGUGCUGGCUCAAGCGUGUCUUACCAGUGAAGGUGGAGAUUUAGACGCAUCAGGAGUGAGAGUUAAACUGCUGGAACUGGCAGUUCUUCCGUCACCGCAGUGGCGACGUCUAGCGCUCACAUUGUUCUUGAACACAAGUGUUGCUUCACUUACAGCGAUAUUAUCGACACAGCAGGCCUCGCUGACGACUCGAGCGCAACAAUUGGAGGUGAACUUGUUCAAGUUGCUACGAGAAAUGUUAGCUAAGGCGGUGGUGGUAUCAACGUCAGUAGCCUCCGAGUCUAUUGUCAAAUUUGAUUUUGAAGUUGACUGGGUCGACCAAGCGGUUGGAUGCGUGGAGUUCUUCGUCAAGAAAGCGAACGGCAAUUAUUCUUCCGAUCACUUGAGGUCUCUGGAUGAGCACACACUUUUGUUUCUAGUGGCGGAGGCUAGCAACCGCGAUACGAUUGGCUCGGAGCUUCAACUGAAGGCGAUGGAGCUGGUUGUAGCGACGAUGUACGCACUCAAAGUCACUGGCCAGUUGGAGACCAAAGAUCACGUCGUGUGGAACUGCGGACUGCCAGUGGCAGCUGUUGAGCAGUACGUGAGUCUGGAGCUGCUACUUUAUCACUUUUACACUUCCCCAAUUGCUCGACUGCAGCGAUUAGCGUGCAUGGUUCUUGUGGAUCUAGUCUGCGAGCAGCUUCGACGUACUGGAAGCCGUGAAGGCAUCAGCAAUGCCGGACUUGAUCAAAUCUGGAGAUCUUUUGUGGACUGGGAGGAUCCCCCUGAGGGUAUGAAGCAGACUCUGUUGUCCCCGUACAUUUCGAGCUCUCGGGUGGUAAAGCAGUUGUUGCCGAGCUGUUCGUUGGCGUCGGAGAAGCAAUUGAACGUGUUCGUCAACCAGUUCCGCUUGGUAGUUCAGGUUGACGCGUACUUUGGAGUGAAUCCCGGUCUGGAUAAAGCCGUCAAAGCGGCCAAGAACCAGAGCGGUGGAAACGUAUCAGAAGAGAUCAUAGAUCAAGUUUUGAAGCUGCUGCUGUCGAACCGAGCAGUGGAGCGCUUCCGAGGCGAGCGGUGGCUUGCCGAACUGCUGAGUUAUGACCAGGAUGACGACGGGUUCUCAUCGUAUGAUAGCAAAGCGACGACGGCGGUAGGGUCAGUUGGAAAGCAGCAUGAAGUGCUUUUGGCUCGACCGAAGGCUGUCAACAACCCGGUUGGAGAGGAACUUGAAGAGACGUUCUGUUACGACGAAGGAGGAGAGAUCAGUCUGGCUGCUCAGGCCAAGUUCUGGCAAUUGGCGUCACCGACAAACGCGGUAGAACGCCGUGUAUCAUUUACCAGGGUGCUGGCGCUGUUUAUACGACGGAAACUGCAGCUCAGUUCGGGGAAGCCAGACGCGUCGAUAAUGGAAGAGAUCAACACGUGUGUGGGUGUUCUUCUUGACCACAAAGAGCGUGAACCUGCUGUGCUACUUCCAGUGAUGCUGUUGAUCUUGGAGGUUUGUCAGUGCGAGUUGUCGUACGUUGACAAGCGCUGGAAGCAGAGAGAUGCUAGAACCUCCUCUAACGAGCAAGGAGAGGAAGAAGUGGCUGACUGCGUUGCCUGGUCGGACUCGUUGGCGUCUCGAGUGCUGAAUGGAGACGUAGCAUUGGAUAAAAAACUGCUGAGGCAGAUGGACGCCGAGUUUCUCCUGCAUGUUUUGACGGUACUGCAUGAACGAUCUGAUACCCAUCAAGGGUUUGAAUGCCGUCGUAUCUGCUGUGGAGUGGACGAUUCCUUGGUUGGGGACGUUGCAGCGUGCACAGCGCUGGUUGUCUGUAGCAUCUUUACGGACAACAACGUUGCAGUCGACAACGUUGGAGGAUUGACAGCCUUGACGCCAUUCCUGCAAACGUGUGAUACUCGCAUUGCAUGUGUCUGGUUUUUGUUGCGCAGGUUCAUGGCCAAACUCAUCAGUGAACUGAUGAAACAGAGCGACGAAGCUCAAUACGCGGCGUUCCUCCGUGAGCUCUACGUCGCCUGUGUUGAGGCAGACGACGAAAGUGCGCUGUACAAUUCGUACCUGCACACGCAGACGUUACUCCACAACGUUGAAGUUGGCAUGUAG
Molecule: messenger RNA, 2486 nt
Organism: Phytophthora infestans T30-4
Lineage: Eukaryota; Oomycota; Peronosporomycetes; Peronosporales; Peronosporaceae
Exons: 3
Coding region: 21-2486 (821 amino acids)
Source: RefSeq, a predicted model, not a curated record